GAUGGAUUUCCUCCGAUUCCUCGCUACUGGCAUACUUGAAGAGGACAAGGGAGCCUAUGCGUGGAUUGAGGAGUCAGGGCACUUUGAUGCAGUUCUUGUACCAACUCAUCCGACCUCGAGCAUUGCUCGAUUUGAGUUUAGAGGUCAGUUCUUCGUUGUCAAGGACUGGCGCUACUGCCCAUCCAGUUUGGGCAUCGUUGGCCUUGUCGAGGGACGACUGGGUGCGUGCUGCGUAGUGCGACGUUAUGAGCCUCUCAGCUGGGUCUUCACGGAUUGGGUCUUCGGUUGA
This is a messenger RNA of Symbiodinium sp. CCMP2592, 289 nucleotides long. The record is from the annotation of a GenBank genome assembly. Lineage: Eukaryota; Dinophyceae; Suessiales; Symbiodiniaceae.